AUGGGUUCCCUGCGUCCGCUGCUGUCAGCACUUGCUUUGUCCUCAGGCGUUGCUGAUUCCUUUCUCUUUGCAGGGAAUGGAGAGGUUCCCGGCAUGGUCCAGCUGCCUGGUGGGAGGUUUCAGAUGGGAACAAAUUCUCCAGAUGGCAGAGACGGUGAAGGGCCCGUGCGGGAGGUGACAGUAGAACCGUUUGCCAUUGACAUAUUUCCCGUCACCAACAAAGACUUCAGGGAGUUUGUCAGGGCCAACAAGUACCGGACAGAGGCCGAGUCGUUCGGGUGGAGCUUUGUCUUCGAGGACUUUGUCUCCAAUGAGCUGAAGGAAAAAGCCACUGGUCAGAUGAAGCCUCUCCUCUGGUGGCUUCCUGUGGAAAAGGCAUUUUGGCGGCAGCCUGCAGGUCCCGGCUCAGGCAUCCGAGAGAAACUGGAGCUUCCUGUGUUACAUGUCAGCUGGAAUGAUGCGCGUGCCUACUGUGCGUGGCGGGGGAAGCGGCUGCCUACCGAGGAGGAGUGGGAGUUUGCUGCUCGAGGGGGCCUGAAGGGACAGCUUUACCCCUGGGGGAACCACUUCCUGCCCAACCGCACCAACCUGUGGCAGGGGAAGUUUCCCAAAGGCGACAGGGCUGAGGAUGGCUUCCAUGGCGUCUCCCCCGUGAACGCGUUCCCCCCACAGAAUAACUAUGGACUCUACGACCUCAUGGGCAACGUGUGGGAGUGGACAGCAUCACCGUACCAGCCCGCCGAGCAGGACAUGCGAGUGCUCCGGGGGGCAUCCUGGAUCGACACGGCCGAUGGCUCUGCCAAUCACCGCGCCCGGGUCACCACCAGGAUGGGCAACACUCCAGAUUCGGCCUCAGACAACCUAGGCUUCCGCUGUGCAUCCAGUGCAGGCCGCCCUCACGGGGAGCUGUGAGCAGCC
This is a messenger RNA of Elephantulus edwardii (Cape elephant shrew), 918 nucleotides long. RefSeq names its product sulfatase modifying factor 2 (gene SUMF2). The coding region runs from base 1 to 912 and encodes 303 amino acids. The transcript has 9 exons. The record is from RefSeq and is a predicted model, not a curated record. Lineage: Eukaryota; Metazoa; Chordata; Mammalia; Macroscelidea; Macroscelididae. Gene Ontology annotation, cellular component: endoplasmic reticulum.